This is a messenger RNA of Tetrahymena thermophila SB210, 1476 nucleotides long. RefSeq lists its product as hypothetical. The record is from RefSeq and is a predicted model, not a curated record. The transcript has a single exon. Lineage: Eukaryota; Ciliophora; Oligohymenophorea; Hymenostomatida; Tetrahymenidae.
AUGCUUAAUACAGAAUAGGAAAAUGUACAGAGUAGCUUGGCUUAGGAUUUUUUAGCUUCUACAAUAAAGAAAAAACCUACUUAGGUAGCUUUUAGAAAGAAUGAAAUACAAAAAAAUAAUAGCAUUAUAAAUUUAGAAUAACAAGAACUAUAGAAAUAAUCAUAUAUUUAUUAAUUUAACGAAUCAAACGAUGUGAGUGGUUAAUAAUUUCAAAAUAAAAGCUAGAUAAUGAGAGUUAGCACUUCAGAAGAAAGUAGAAAACAUCGUAAAAUAAGCAGCAACACAGUUCCUUUGGGCAAACAGCUGAAGUGCAAUAUAAAUUCUUAAAAAAAUAUGGAAGACUACUAGAAGCAAAACAACAUGGUAGUUUUUAAUUUAUCAUCAAGGCCUUCAACAGCAAAUAAUUUACUUAUUAAAAAUAAAAUUUUUAGAGAUGAAACUCUAAACGCAAAUUUGUAAAGAAAGUAAAAUAAAUAAAAUCGUAAUAUAUUUAAUAGUAGUGUAGGAAUUUACUUAGAUUUUGAAGAUUUUAACUCUUAAAACACAAAUAAAAAAAAUUAAAGCAUGUCGAAUUAUAAAAGUAUGAUAUUGAAAAAUACACUUCAGCCAUUUGAUCAAUCAAAGGAAAUAUCCAGUUCUUAAUUGCAUUUAAAAGAAGAUAGUUAGCUAGAAACUAUUAAAUCCAAUUCUGUAGUGAUAAGAUCGAUAAAAAAUAAAUAAAAUCCUUCUAAUAUUUUACCUUCAAACUCCGAACUAUUUAAUAGAAAAAAUUCAUAGCUAAAUGAGUUUAAAUAGUAAAGCGAAGAAGCCAAAAAAAAAUAAAUUGACUAGUUCAUAGGAAAAAUAUUUAAAAAAUCAUUUUUUCCAGAUAAAAAUAAUCUCUUAAACAAAAUAACAACUAUUUUUCCUAAAAAAAAAUCACUAAAUUGUUUAAACUCAACCUUGAAAAACUAAAAUUUUUAGGAAAACACAAAUAAAUUAAGUAAAACUUAGAGAUUAGAUAUAAAUAGAAAAAUUUUGUAAAAUUAUAUUAAAAAACCAGUUUAGUAAACAGAAGAGAGUAGUUAUGAUUAGCUUGAAACAUAAUAAAGCUAAAUAUAAAAUUAUCUAGAGAGCUAUGAUUAUAUUUAAUAAUAAGAGUAAUAAGAGGAAUUAAAUAAUAACCAAUUUUAACAGCCUUAAUAAGUAGAAGAUGAAAAAGAUAAAGAUAUUGUCGAGCAAGAAAAUCCAGAUGAUAAAUAUAUGAUUUUGAAUUAAUAUUUCCAUUAGAAGUACACUUAACCAAUCAACUAUGAAAAUAAAAAACAAUCUAUUUUAAACUAAUUAUCUAAAACAUAAUAUUGCAAUAAUGAUAAAUAAAUAUAAAAUACUAACAGAAAUUACAAUUAAACUGAUAUUGAAUUCUAUGACAAGUUUGAACCAUGGGAAAAUGAUGAUUAAGCAAUUAAUAACAAUAUUGAUGAUAUUAAAGUAUGA